AUGGUGCAAUGGAAUGUAUAUAUCGGCCUGAGCCGGCCUCUGUUGCAUAUCGAAAAGAGUUAUGAACGUAUUCACCGACUGCAAAGGUGUCUCUUGCUCAUCGAAACUCUCAAGGCAGCGAGAACCUCGUCGUUCAAACCCGUCGGUUGUGCCCGUUCCCAACCGGAUACAACAGAGCCUACAGCGUCGGUUCCGCGGCACCCCUUUUCGACAUUUGGGACUCCCGCAGAAAUAUCCCUUUCUAAUGAAGAGUUCUCCUCUCUACCUAGCGAAGGUCUCAUAGAUGCAUCGACGGGUUCACAGUUUGUGCGUCAAAUUGAGAGUGCAGCGACAGGCACUUUGGCGUCGAAUCGGAAACAUAACAAGGCACUUCAGACGCUGCCUAGGCUGCCGCUGCUAAUAGAGAACAAAGUGUUUUACGAGACUCUUUUUGUCCUUCCAACUAGAAGGGUGGCUGAUGACUUAUUCACAAAAUACUGGGAGCACAUUGAUCCUAUCUUUCCUUGGUUAGAUCAGGGCACAAUCACCGCAAACUACGAUAUGGUUUGGGGGGAUUCAGCAUUGGACAUGAACGAAAAGGCAUUUCAUUGCAUCCUCAACCUCAUAUUUGCGACAUCUUCCAUGAUCGGUACCACCAGCGAAGUUUAUACACACACUCAGUGUGCGAGUGUCUACUUCGACAGAGCAAAACAGCUCAUGUCCUUUAAUCUUAUGGAAAUGCAUAAUCUGGAGGUCAUUCAAAUCUUCCUCCUCUCCGCCGUGUACCUUCAGCACACGAACUUGGCUCAAGAAUUCGUGCAGAACAUCGGUCUAGCUAUUCAAAUUGCCAGGACUUUAGGGGUUCAAUCCCGGGAAUCUUGCCGACUACUUACUAACAAACAUGAGCAAGAUCUUGCUAUGAGAGUGUGGUUUGGAUGUAUUAUUAUGGACAGGAUUGCGGCCAUGACCUUUGGGUCGAAACCUCAGAUCAGCCAUGAGAUUGUCAAGAAAUCUGCUGUGCCGCCAACUUCUGCUGCUACCCAACAAGUGCUACGUCCAAAUACCCCCUCAAGUAUCAAUGGCGACUUCUAUAGCGCAUUUUGCCAUCUUCAUGUUAUACUUGGCGACAUCUUGGAGUCUCUCUAUCCACUAAGCAGCGAGCAUCCGUCUUCUCCUGAAUUUGGGGCAUCAAUCCCAACGGAGAAAGAUGAUAUCCUGGCUCCGCAGAAGCUCACGGAUUUAUUUCGAAUUGAGUUCGAUCUAUCGACUUGGUAUUCCGGUCUUCCCCCCCAGCUGCAGGUGGGUAUUGGUCGAACAGACUCCCGGAUUGCCAACGUACUUCAUGCUCGAUAUCUCUGCGUCAGAUUACUUUUCUUCCGACCGUUUUUCUUUCAGAGUUGCAAGCCCAGGAAUCGGUCACACGAGAAGACCAGCGGCCCUUCUGAUGAGCAAGUCAUUCAGAUAGUGACCGAAAGCUGUCACACUAAGUGCAUCAGCUCGGCACGAGAUAUUGUUGACUUUUUCAAGGACCUGAACAACAGGCAGACUGCCAUGUCAGAUAGGAACACAUUUCCUUCGCAUUGGUACAUCAUCUCUUGUAAGUACAGUCUUCCGAAUCGCAAAACAAAGGUUCCCCCUAAACUAGACAAAGAGCUCACUCUUCAAGAUAUUUAUAUGGCUGCUACUGUUCUUAUCGCGGAAUAUCUUUGCCCCAUUACCCAAAGCCACAUCCCAAUUUCAGAAAUCGAUGAUCUAUUAGAUCAGGUCGACGAUAUUCUCAAAUGUUGCGAGCCUUCUACCAAUAUUGCUCACAAGUGUCGGGUAACCUUGAAACAGCUGAAUGAAAAGGUCAGGUCUACACAGCGUGAGGUAGAUCGGCCUCAAGCACUUGAAUCCAGCCGGUCCACUGGUGAAGUUUCGUUGGAAGACUUCAAUUACGACUUUGGUCCCGAGGGACUUAUCAUGAAUCCUCUUGAUUCAUACCCCUUCAGCUGGAACGACUGGCCUAUUUCCUUGGCUGAUAUAGCCGAUGAAGGACCAGGAGGUGCGUUCAGGAUGCCCUAUUAG
Messenger RNA from Aspergillus niger, 2046 nucleotides. RefSeq lists its product as uncharacterized. The coding region runs from base 1 to 2046 and encodes 681 amino acids. Gene Ontology annotation, cellular component: nucleus. Gene Ontology annotation, biological process: positive regulation of transcription from RNA polymerase II promoter by galactose; DNA-templated transcription. The transcript has 4 exons. Gene Ontology annotation, molecular function: RNA polymerase II cis-regulatory region sequence-specific DNA binding; DNA-binding transcription factor activity, RNA polymerase II-specific; zinc ion binding. Lineage: Eukaryota; Fungi; Ascomycota; Eurotiomycetes; Eurotiales; Aspergillaceae. The record is from RefSeq and is a predicted model, not a curated record.